Molecule: messenger RNA, 3863 nt
Organism: Marchantia polymorpha subsp. ruderalis
Lineage: Eukaryota; Viridiplantae; Streptophyta; Marchantiopsida; Marchantiales; Marchantiaceae
Source: the annotation of a GenBank genome assembly
AAAGCAAGGGAAGGAAAGGGAAGGCAAGGAAUGAGGUGAAGGUCGCGGUCGCUGUUGUCUUACUCAGGGGAUAGGAUUGAUGAUGCCGGUAGCGAUGGUGGAGGUGGUGGUAGUCGGAGCGAUGCGGGAGGGGUUGGGGUAUGUGAUCGCUGCGGAGGACGAGACGCGAGCGAGCACUGUUCGAUCCAUGAGGGAUAAUUGACCAGCAGGGAGCGCGGAGGCGAGCAGGAGGAGGUUGGUUUUUCAGGCGCGCCUUUUGUAACUCGGAGCGAGGCAAGGCGAGGCGAGGCGGAGGCGAGACGAGGCAUCGCAAGGCAAGGCAAGGCAGGGCAGGGCGACGCGGGGUGAGGUGGGGGCGGGGCGACGCAACGCAACGCAACGCCAAGCGGGUUGCUGCUUUUGUUGGCCCGAAAGGAUUGUCUGUUUUAUUCCCUCUCUCCGACGAAGCGAAGCAGGCUGCGGCGGAGGCUGGAGUGGACUGUAGAGGACUGGGAAGGAUUGUCUCUGCCUGCGCUUGCGUGGAAGGCGUUCAAUUGUCUCGGCAUCGGACUUGCAAGUCUUUGGACUGUCGUUAUAGUGUAGUGUCCUGUUCUUUUUUUUUUUUUAUUUUUAUUCUCUGCGUGGAGGUAGCAAGUUGGGAAGUAGUUUGUUCAAUUGUGGUGUGCGAUUGUUUGGCGGAAGAGUGAAGGUCCUCUACAGGAGUGCGAGCGCGCGGGGGGAAGUUGAUACAGGCCUUCUUUGGAGAAAGAUAGUGCGUAGGAGAAACAGCCGGGCAGAUGUGGAGUGUUUCGUGCGGCGAGGAGAGAGGCGGGAUAGGUUGGAUAUGCGUGGACUUGUUGGUGUUGGAGGUGGAACGCAGCGUCGCGUAAGAGAGAUUAGUACUUGGAAAUAAACAGGAGUAUUGGCAGUGGAAAGUAAGGAAGGAUGGGAGGAAGAAUCAUGGCCACCUGAGAGGGUUUCCUAUUCUUCUUCUUCACUUUAGAAGUUUGGGGUUUUCGUCUUCACGUUUUUUGAUGUCUUACCGAGGUUCAGAAAAUGAUCUACGAAUUGGCGAUAAGUACGUGGACCUUAGUAGGAAUUGCUGACAGAAGAGGUCACAUUUACUAGACUCUUUUCGAGGAUUUGAAACUGGGAGAUCUCCCCUGUAAGUAAGUGCUGAACCACGGGUGAACCAACUCAACUUUUUUGGUUUGAGGCCAAAUGGGAUCUGAGGAGCUGGACAUGGUAGGCGGAGGACCGUCUCAAAUAGUAGACAUAGGACUGUCUUCGCUUUCAGGUCGGUCCGUGCAAUCAGAUCAGUACUCGAGGAAUAUGCCAGGUCCCAAGAGGUCCGAGCCAGCGAAGAAGCAGCGUCCCGGAGAAGGAUUUGGUGACUACGCAGAUGCAGGAAAAUACUUAGGAAGAGAUAGGCCAGGUUUUCUCCAGAAUGCUGAGAGGGAUUACAGGGAAGGAGGCGAAGGGUUUCAUUUGGAACAUAGGGUACAGAAGGAGAGUGGCGGGGAGAACGACGAACGAAAGAACGUAUUUGGAAGUAAUCAGCUUGGCGUAAUGGGCGUCGGAAGAGACCAGGAUCAGUGGGGUGGAGGCGAUAGAGACGGUGUUGGUGGUGAAGGAGAUUUCAGAGACAUAGGGCUCCGAGGAGAGGGUAGUGAGGUUUCGCAGAGCGAAGGUACCGAAGAGGAAGACGAGGACGACGGUGACUUGGAAGGAGAAGGCGAAGAAGGUACGGUUGGGGAUAGGAGUAGAGAAAGUGUGCUUGGAGAUAGAACUAUUUCUCAUCCGCAAAUGGCUUCCCUCGAGGGUCGCAUGAGGCAGGAAUCCAUGAUGGCAUCAAGAGGUGUGGAAGGCUUUCAACGAACUGGUUCAGACCGAGAUAGAGUAAUGAAAGCUCCCACCUCAAGUUCUCCUCCUUUUAACAUGUACCUACAAUCUCCCGGUCUACCUUUCAUCAACUUUCAACAAGCUUCUCCUUCUGGAGCUCAUUUGGCAACUCACGUAGAAGCCAAUUCAGCACAGAACGGUGGAGUUGGAGGAGGAGGAGUGGGAUCAGCUAUGUCUGGUGGAUACGGCAUGAGGGAGGGAGGUAUUUCUCGAGACUCUUAUGCCAAGAGCCUCGCCGCCAGGGAGUGCGCGAUGGGCAGCUCUAUGCACGAACAACAAAGUCAGGGACACCUUCACGAAAGUCUUCAGUCUUCAGAAGACAAUUACUACACUUCUCUUCUUAAUUCAACGGGCUCCAACAAUAGCAGCGCUCCGAAAGGACAGGAUAUUGGAAACGAUGUCGGAGGUGGUCAAAAGCGGAAUGCACGAAUGAUGGAGUCACCUUCUUCGGCCGAGCCUUCUCUGAGGCGCAUUCUUUCCGACCCUUUCACGGGCCAGUUGAUGGAUGAUGCGUCAAUCUUCGGUUGCGGACACUCCUUCGGCAAUGCAGGUCUAGCACGCGUUAUGGAAACAAAUGUCUGUAUAACUUGUGGAGCGUCUGUGAGAGCAGCUUCGCCAAAUUAUGCUUUACGAGCUGCCGUGCAGGCCUAUAAGCGGGAAGAGGAAAACUCUGCAACCAAGUCGACGAAACGGAGAAGGGAUCGUCCUGAACAGGAUCAAGGCACCCCUGUUGAGCAGCAGCCUUCGUCAGACACAAGCAGAUCUAAGGGUGUGCAGUUUCCGUUCUCAGUGAGUGACAGGGUACUAAUCAAAGGAAACAAACGUACACCGGAGCGGUUUGUUGGCCGAGAGGCUGUUAUAACAAAUCAAUGCUUGAACGGAUGGUACCUGGUGAGGACUCUGGACAACGGAGAAAGUGUACGAUUGCAGUAUCGGUCGCUGCAGAAACUGGGAGGGCAGCCGUCUCCAAAUGCUUCCCAUUAUGCAUCUGGACCCGGGUGGCUUUGAUGAAGGGAGCAUGGCAAGAAUAUGCCCCCAGCAAUAUGGAUUUUGAUUUGCACUGCAUGUAGCGAGGGGUGGAAUUUUCUGAGAUUCCUUUGAGAAGUGGGUCAGAACGAGUCCCGGUUCUUAGAUCUAAAAGGAGGGAUUUAGAACAUGUCUUCAGAUGGUUGUCUUACUCUCAAGCGAGGGGCUUCCACAAGUCCUCAGUCCCUCUCUGAAACAAAUAUUCAGGAUGUUGAAAACGGUUUGUCCCCAGAUGCAACACACCGUCUCAUAAUUUGUUCCAGAGGGUAUUGGAACCAUCUUGGUCACCGAAGAAGCUUGGCUGAAAUCUGUCUUAUGAAUUUGUACAUACAUUGGUAUACUGGUACGGUAGAGUUCCCAAAAUCACAGGUAGUGUGCAGGAAGCUUCUUGGGUGAGUACACCUGUGUUUAGGGUUUGCCACGGAUGGAGACUUAGAGUUUCUCACUCGGGGACACAUUGUAGAGCCGCAAAAUGUAGGUAGAGAAUCAGUGUUGAUAUGGGACAUUUUGAGCAAAGCUAUUCGAGAUGGGGGUACGUGUUCUAUAUUUGGAGAUAUAUUCUUCAACAAAGGAUUUUCUGCAGCUGCAGCAGACACACAUCAGGGUCGGCCAUGGUGAUCAGACUGAACGAGUCAAGCAAGGAAGUGGAUGACCAAUGGUGAAGUCUGGUUUUGUACAAAACAAAAAACUUUACUUUUGAUGGUUAGGUGUACUACUGGAGCCCUGAGCAGGCAGGGUAAAUACUUACAUAGGAAGAGCACAGCUGGCCCACUUCGACUAGUUUCUCGGUUAAGGUUUCUAUCAGUGGGUGCCUGAGAAAGUUCCAUUAGCCCAUCAACGUUUUACUUAUGUUGGUGAGGAUGAAGGGUGCUCUCUGUUGUAAUUUUGUAACCUUCAAUUUUGAACUCAACCAUGUAAAACUGUGUGUGUGUGUGUAAGCGGUUGGGGUUACAGUC